AUGGCGUCGGCCGACCCAGCGAAGUCAUUGUUUACAACGCAAACGGAAAAGCCUAACCAUUACACUUAUCUGAAGGAAUUUCGUGUCGAGCAGUGCCCAUCGUUCCUGCAGCACAAAUGCAAUCAACAUCGGCCGUUCGUGUGCUUCAACUGGCACUUCAUGAAUCAGCGGCGCCGUCGGCCCGUACGGAGACGGGACGGCUCGUUUAACUACAGUGCAGACAACUACUGUCCGAAGUACGACGAAACGACCGGAAUCUGCCCGGAUGGUGACGAUUGUCCGUUCUUACAUCGAACGGCGGGCGACACGGAGCGUCGCUAUCAUUUGCGCUACUAUAAAACGUGCAUGUGCGUGCACGACACGGAUGCUCGUGGAUACUGUGUCAAAAACGGACAUCACUGUGCGUUCGCCCACGGUAUCCACGACCAGCGGCCACCUGUGUACGACAUUAAGGAGUUAGAAGCACUACAGAAUGCGGAGGUCACCGGUGAAGGUCUGAAUGGGCCCAACGUGCUCGACAAGGAGCGAAACCUUAUGAACGAGGAUCCGAAGUGGCAGGACACGAACUACGUUUUGGCGCAUUAUAAGACGGAACCGUGCAAGCGGCCACCGCGCUUAUGUCGGCAGGGCUACGCUUGCCCACAGUUUCACAACAGCAAGGACAAACGCCGAAGUCCACGGAAAUACAAGUACAGAUCGACACCUUGCCCAAACGUAAAGCACGGCGAAGAGUGGGGCGAACCGUCCAACUGUGAGGCCGGUGACAACUGUCAAUACUGUCACACCCGUACGGAGCAGCAAUUCCAUCCGGAAAUCUACAAGUCGACCAAGUGUAACGAUGUCCAGCAGGCGGGAUAUUGUCCGCGCUCAGUGUUUUGUGCAUUCGCGCAUGUAGAACCGUACGUGGUGACGGAGGAAAUGAGCCGAGAACUGGACUCACAAGCACUGGCACUGAGUGAUAUGUUGUCGUCGGUUUUGCCGCCAAAUGAUGGUAGUGGAAAUGGAGGAAAUGGCAGUGCUGGUGGUGGCAGUAAUGUUGUUGCGGGCGGUGGUGGUGGAGGCGGGGGCCCCGGUUCUGUACUUGGUGGCUUGGUGGUUAGUGGUGGAACCGGAGCCGGGCCUUCUUCAAUAACUGGUGGUCCCAUUGGAUCGGGCGUUAAGAAAGACGUACACGAACUAGUGAAUUUGUCAUACUUCCAGCUGUUGCAGAAUGGCAGCGCGGAAAGUAGCGAAUCCGCGAGUACGAGCAGUCUCGGAUCGAACCACAGCUCCCAUAACAAGGCCCCUGGUUCGCAACUGCAGCAGCAGAAAAACAAUAGCAGCAACAAUGGGGUGAACCUUCUCGGUAAUGGGCACGUCGGUGGUGGCAAUGCCGGCAAUCCGCUAUGUGGACUCGGAUUGCUCAGUAAUGGCGGCAGUGCGAACGGUGGCGCAAAUUGUCCGACUGGUGGCAAUGCCAGCUCCCUGCUCUCAAACAUCGAUUUCAACGCGGACUUACCCAAACAGAUAGUAGCAAUCGAGAGUGAUCUCACCCUUAAUCCAAUGGAGCGCGAACAGCGCAAACGAAUGUGUUUAACAUUUAGCCACCUGCGCAAUAUAGGAUCUCCUUUGGAUGGCGGUAUGUAUGAACUGAGUCGGCGAGAUACGAUGCACGCCCUGGACAGUCAAAUGUCUGGUUUGACAUCAUCUGGCCUGUUAGCUAGCAGUUCCGCUCCGGUAAACAUUCCUGGCUCACCAAUAAGCAACUCGAUUUCCGGCAUUCUUCAGGGCACGUCGGCACCGGUUAACAUUCCUGGCAGCUCGCUCGGCCACAACUUUAGUCCUUCGUCGCACUCGAACCUGUUUAGCUUGAACGAUCCGUUCAUCGCACAUCACAUUGGUAGUGGUUCGGCGCCGAAGCUGGGCAAUAGUACAAGCAACUCUUACAACCACAACCACGCAGAUAACCUUUUCUUCCAAUCACACAUAAUUUCACCAGUACUAGGUGCCGGCCUGUCUGCGAGUCCUGAAAUUAGAAGAAUCUCGGAACUCAAUCCUUUAGACAGUGAGCUAGAUAGCAAUACAACAAAUAUAUUGUUCGCUGAUAGUCAGCACCAUCAAGUGCAACAAACGCAUCACCAGCAACAUCAGCAAGCGCAACAGCAGUUGCAACACCAAUUGCAGCAUCAGGCAGCCGUGGCUGCCGCGAAUGCUGCCGCUGUAGUUGCGCAAAGUCAAAAUUGUCGAACAGACAAGCAAUCAAUAGUUCCACAUCCCUACCCACAUCCAAUGUCGCCGUUUGUUACAGCUGCAAAAGCUGCACAACAGCAACAGGUACAGCAGCAGCAGCAACAGCAGCAACAGCAACAGCAGCAACAGCAGCAGCAGCAGCAGCAGCAACAACAGCAGCAACAGCAACAGCAACAACAGCAGCAACAGCAGCAGCAGCAACAACAACAGCAGCAACAACAGCAACAGCAGCAACAACAGCAACAACAACAGCAGCAACAGAAGCAGCAACUACAACAACAACAACAGCAACAACCACAACAGCAACAAUCACAACAGCAGCAGCAGCAACAGAUGCUCAACUGGGAGGAGCACGUUCUCCAGGCAACGAACGCUUGCGAAGCGUGGAAGGCACAAAUGGAAGAAAGCAAUCGGAAGACGGCCAUAGCGGAACAGCAGCGCGAUGAGGCAUUGUCCCACGUCAAGGCAUUAAAAGAAAAGUUAGGACAGUUGAGUAUCGGUGGCGGUGUCGGUGGUAGUAACCUCAACAAUUACCGAGCGAACGAUUUACGUGGCAUGCCGUUACCGAAGUUAAAAAGCAUACAGGCAAAGCUUCGGGCGGAGAUAGAAGAGGUGGAAAAAGUAUUAUAUCUCGAGACAGCCACCAAGUGUAUGAAGUGUGAGGAAAACAAUCGAUCGGUUACGUUAGUUCCGUGUAAUCAUUAUGUUUUGUGCGAUGUGUGUGCAACAACCCAGCGCGAGUGUCCGUAUUGCCAGACACCUGUGUCAUCCCAAGCGUAA
Messenger RNA from Anopheles cruzii, 3009 nucleotides. RefSeq names its product RING finger protein unkempt (gene unk). Gene Ontology annotation, molecular function: metal ion binding. The coding region runs from base 1 to 3009 and encodes 1002 amino acids. NCBI's taxonomy places the organism in Eukaryota, Metazoa, Arthropoda, Insecta, Diptera, Culicidae. The transcript is spliced from 12 exons. The record is from RefSeq and is a predicted model, not a curated record.